This is a messenger RNA of Hypoxylon trugodes, 1366 nucleotides long. RefSeq lists its product as uncharacterized. The transcript is spliced from 3 exons. The record is from RefSeq and is a predicted model, not a curated record. NCBI's taxonomy places the organism in Eukaryota, Fungi, Ascomycota, Sordariomycetes, Xylariales, Hypoxylaceae. Bases 637 to 1095 code for a protein of 152 amino acids.
AUUUAUGAUAGGAAUAAAAACUUCAUUUUAGAUCUAAUUCUCCCUUUAUUUUACUUGUACCAUUUCUUUAUGUUACGGUUAUCCUAAUGAAUAACUUCACAUUCGUUUGAAUUUUAUUUCAUUAAAUGAACUUCGUAAGUACAUAAAGGAUUCCCCCACACAAAACCCCGUGUACCGUGCCGCGGGAAGGAACCUUGGAACCUUACACAUUUUCCUUUUUCUCCCUUUUGUUACGCGGGGGGUCACGGUAUAAUCUUGGCUACUGGCUACUGGCUACACUAGAUCGAGCAACGUACACAUAUCGACCCUUUUCCCCCCACACAAAAUUCCCUAUUGGGUGAAAAAGCAUCUCUAUGUAUGCCUUCGUUAAAUUUUCCCCAUCAGAGCGCAAAAAAAAAAACCUUAAAACGAUAAAAAUAUAAUUAUUUUAUUACCUCUUGCGUACCAACAAGGCAGUAUUUUCGGUCUACCUUACCCGGAAAAUAAAAAUAACAAGAUCCAUUUCUUUUCUUAUCAUAGCAACCAACAAGCGAAAAAUAUCCCACCAAUAGGUGACUUUCGAAGACCUACUACUAUUACGAAAAAGGAAAAGGGAAAAAAAGAGCGAGGGCUAAUAAUAGGGGGGCAUACGCAAAAAUGAGUACUCAUAUUCCUCCCGGCUACGGCGCCGCUAGACUGCCCCUGAACAUCGCCGGACAGCCAGGAGGCGCGGGUACGGUGGGGGAUGUAUUCACGCCCGAGAUGCGGGAUCGGCAGGCCCGAGGGAAAGACCCGUAUGUGUCUUCGGAUGACAGUAGCGACUGGCCAAGCGAGGAUACUAGGAAAUAUCGCGCUGGAGGAACCAAAGACGAACCUCACGAAGUCGUAGAGCGUCGCCGAAUCGCCGCGCAGGUACUAGAUAGUCCGGAACUUCUAAUGAUGGCUGCGCAACGAGACAACGAGAGUAUACCAGCUACGCGUCUUCGGUACACCCGCAUGCUCUGCGGUUUCGAAGAGCCAUCUCCACCUGCACGCAAGAAGUCUCACCGUGGUGGCGCGGGUGGUUCUCGCAUGUCUGGCGGAUCUACUCCGGGUCGGUCUAGGAAGAAUGUUUGAGGAUCUAUCGGAUUAUCGAUGUGGGAGGACGAUGAGAGUCGGUGCUGAUCCGAGAAGAGAAAGGAGGCAGGCGGCGUCUACGUUCGGCUUCAAAGUCGACUUGCUAGUCGGUGGCUAGUCGAUUUGAUAGACGCCGUUCGGUCAAUCCCGCCGGUUUACACCCCCACCUCGGUUGUCGAAGGGUGGGAGUACGCUCGCGGGAUGGAAUCGAUAUUCGAGACGGUUCGUGAGAUGGAGAGUGCGAGGAGAAUUAAUUAAUCGCUUCAGAGAG